AUGGACUGGAAGACCCUCCAAGCCCUACUGAGCGGUGUGAACAAGUACUCCACAGCCUUCGGGCGCAUCUGGCUGUCAGUAGUGUUCGUCUUCCGUGUGCUGGUAUACGUGGUGGCUGCAGAGCGUGUAUGGGGAGACGAACAGAAGGACUUUGACUGCAACACCAGGCAGCCUGGCUGUACCAACGUCUGCUACGACAAUUUCUUCCCCAUCUCCAACAUCCGCCUCUGGGCCUUGCAGCUCAUCUUUGUCACAUGCCCCUCGCUGCUGGUCAUCUUGCAUGUGGCCUACCGUGAGGAGCGUGAGCGCAAGCACCGCCUAAAGCACGGGGACCAGUGUGCCAAGCUGUACAGCGAUGCGGGCAAGAAGCACGGUGGCCUCUGGUGGACCUACCUGCUCAGCUUGGUCUUCAAGCUCCUCAUCGAGUUUCUCUUUCUCUACCUGCUGCACACCUUGUGGCGGGGCUUCGAGAUGCCUCGCCUGGUCCAGUGCGUCAGCGUGGCCCCCUGCCCCAACACCGUGGACUGCUACAUCGCCCGGCCCACCGAGAAGAAAAUCUUCACCUACUUCAUGGUGGGCGCCUCGGCGGUCUGCAUCGUGCUCACCGUCUGCGAGAUCUGCUACCUCAUUUUCCACCGCAUCCUGCGACACCUGCACAACAGAGGCUCCCGUCAGGGCCGCAGCUCCACCUCCUCCACCAGUCGGGCCUCCACCUGCCGCUGUCAUCACAAGCUGUUGGAGGGCUCGGAACCCAGUAACGAGAAGUCACAAGCCUCGGCACCCACUCUGACUCCCAUCUGAGUGUGCGUUGCUGGGGGGAGACAUUGGGGCUGCCGACACAGAGAGGCAGGAAGGUUUUA
Molecule: messenger RNA, 860 nt
Organism: Suncus etruscus (white-toothed pygmy shrew)
Lineage: Eukaryota; Metazoa; Chordata; Mammalia; Eulipotyphla; Soricidae
Gene: GJB3
Product: gap junction protein beta 3
Exons: 1
Coding region: 1-801 (266 amino acids)
Biological process (GO): cell communication
Cellular component (GO): connexin complex
Source: RefSeq, a predicted model, not a curated record